This is a messenger RNA of Dendrobium catenatum, 2193 nucleotides long. Its product is annotated as BTB/POZ domain-containing protein At4g30940. Gene Ontology annotation, biological process: protein homooligomerization. NCBI's taxonomy places the organism in Eukaryota, Viridiplantae, Streptophyta, Magnoliopsida, Asparagales, Orchidaceae. The transcript has a single exon. The coding region runs from base 651 to 1985 and encodes 444 amino acids. Gene Ontology annotation, molecular function: protein binding. The record is from RefSeq and is a predicted model, not a curated record.
AUUUGAUGUCUAACUACUGCCUCUAACUAUCUCACUCAAAAAUACUGUCCAUAAAUUGAGAAAUUAUUCUGUGCAGAGUUCGAAAGGGAAGAACCGUCUGAUUAUAUGAGUGCAUAUAUUGUGUACAAUGUGCAUAAUAUAUAUCAACAUUUGUAUAUAUUAUAUAUACACAAUAUUUACAAUCAUGAUCUGAACCAUUCUUCUCGCCCAGACAGCACAGAGUAAUUUCUCCCAUUAAUUACCACCGUCCAACAAAAAACCACUCCAGCGUUUCAUAUUCUUGGGGUCAUCUCUUGAAUUUAUUUUAAAAAAAGAACUCUUACGUCAACGGAUGAGGAUUAGAAGCUUAAGACACGUAAUUUGGUUGGUUGAAUCGUUUCUCUCUUCUCUUCAAAGAAUCUUAGAAGGAAACCGAGAUCGAUCCGCGAAGCUUUUAAACCGUUGCUGCGCCCGUUACCCGAGUACGCCGAAGGAUCGAUCUUUUUUCAGAAAAAUCAAAACCAGAGGAAGAAGACGACAAAACAGGGGAGGAGAAGACCGCGUCCGCUUGCUUUGGAAUCAAUCCAUAUCGUCAAAAUCCCUUCUUUUCCCCCUUAAUUCCUGCCCGGUUUUAAAUCUGAGUAUGUAGGAUCAACUCGAUCGAUUCGGCAAUGGCGACCGGGAGCGACCGCGUUCGUUUCAACGUCGGCGGCAAGAUCUUCGAAACCACAACUACCACCCUCGCAAACGCUGGUAGAAACUCCAUGCUCGGGGCCCUCCUCGACGACGACUGGAACCUUCGCUCCUCCACCGGCGAAUAUUUCAUCGACCGGAAUCCGGCGUGUUUCGGCGUACUUCUGGACCUCCUCCGCUCCGGCGAACUCCACCUCCCACCCAACAUCUCCGAAAAGCUCCUCUACCGCGAGGCCCUCUUCUACGGCCUCCUCGACCACGUCCGCUCCGCUCGGUGGGGCCCGUUCGACGGAAACCGCCUCCAUCUCGCCGCGUCUGUUGCCGGCGGAGCUCCCGGCGACGGCACUGCGGUCCGCGCUAGCCCCGAUGGAGGCUGUUGCAUCGCCCACGGCAGCGUGGCCCACGUCUAUGAUUGGAUGCUCGACGAACACCAUCCAAUAAACCUCGACUACCAACAAAUCAACGACGUCGGUUACAUCGACUCCGGCAACAUCGUCGUCACCGCUCGAGAACGACCCGGCCGCGCCGACGGCGGCAUGGGUCUCUUCUCCUCCUCCUCCGGCGAACUCCGCCAUCGCUUCCGCGUUUCACACGACAACAAAGUUAAGACCUUUACCGCCGGAGCUCUCAGUUUCAGCAAUUCCACCUUCAAAAUCUUCGCUAGUUGUAAAGGAAGAUGCAACGAAUACGGCAUCGGGGUUUGGGAUCAAAUCACCGGAAAUCAGUCGGAUUUCUUCUACCAACCACCCGGAUACUCCUUCGGCGACGCCGAUAAACUUCAGUGGAUUGAAGGAGACAACUUUUUGAUGGUGGCGACAUUGUUUCCAAGAACUGAUAAUUGUUCCAUCGGAAUAUUGGACUUCAGAGAGAAGAACAUGGUUUGGUCCUGGUCUGAUGAAGGAACAGUGGCGACUGCUUCCCUUGACGAGAAGAGAGUACUCCACGCCAUUGUAAUGGAAGACAACCAUUCGGUCUGUGUGGUGAACCAGUACGAGGAUUUGGGGUUUUUGGAUUUAAGGAGUAAUGGAGGAGGCGUGAGAUGGAGCUCAAGGAGCAAGCUUAUGAAGGGGAAGGUUAGAGGAGAAGAGAGCUGCUAUCCGAAGCUUGUGAUGCACAAUGGCCAGUUGUUCUCUUCAAUGAACGACAGUAUCUCUGUGUUCUGUGGACCAGAAUGGGUGUUAACGACGACAUUGAGAACCAGUUUCGGUGGACCGAUCUGUGAUUUUUCAAUCGGUGGGGAUAGGUUGUUUGCUUUGCAUAGUGAGGAGAAUGUGUUUGAUAUGUGGGAGAGUCCUACUGAGCCAAUACUAUAGAGCAUGAAAGCAUAUGGAUAUUAAUGGAGCCGUUGGAGGGAUAGAGUAGUUACUGAUGUACUAAUGCCUAUUAAGCUGAUCGAUUAAGAAGAAAUUCAUUCAAACUUGUCAUGAAAAUUGUAAUCUUUGUUUCAAUUGAUUGUUUGUAGUUUGAUUUUGUAGCGAGGUCUGGCUAAUCAAGAAAUAAGUUUUCUAAAUCAUAGCUGUU